GCCAAACCGGGGAAGAGGCAGGAGACCAGAGAUACACCGAAACUAAUUCAGAUCCAAAGAAUAAAGAGGGUCCUACAGGCCGAUGACCUCACCUGCUGGCAUCAACCAGAUUGAGAACUGAACUGAAGGAUAGUGAACCCUCAAAGGCAGAUAACAAACAACUGUCACAACGGACGUACCUUUACCUGUACAGAAACUGCCAUUAACACAAUGGCGACCGCAGAACCUGCCCCAGCCUGGUGGAAACUGACCUUCCUGCGAAAAAAGAAAUCGGAGCCAAAAGUGCUGUAUGAAAUCGCAGGAGACCACAGCAGCAAUGGCGGAGAGGCAUCUGGGACCACUGAUGCUGCAACAGACAGCCAGUUUAAUGCCCGCUUGGAGCGCAUUGUGGACAAAACAGCAACAAAGGGGCGACAUGUGAAAGUCUCGCAUUCAGGUCGCUUUAAAGAGAAGAAACGAAUCCGCUCUACUCUAGCAGAAAACCCUGAGCUUUUCCCUGAGGCCGAAACGACAGCUAAUGAGAACAAUAAAAGUGGAAAAUAGAGUCGCUGUGUAAACACACUAGCAUGUGUGUGUAAAGCAGCUCAAGAGGGCCAGCACUCUUCCAAUUGACGUCCUCUGCCGUUUACAAUCGCCUGAAGCUCUGAGCCUGAAGCAAGAGCAGGAUCGCUGAAUUAAUGACUGAUCUAUACUGAUGUUUGGUAACAAAGACAUGCACAAACCCAAAGAUCAGGUUUCUUCACAGAUACACACAGCACCACUGCAUUGUGGUCGACCCUUGAAAGGCUGACAUUUAGCAAAUGUUUAGCAAAGAGAAGGAAUCAAACCAAUCAUAUAGCAGCACAAGAUGUCAGUAAUGAUAGUGGUUAUUCUUUGAUUAUUUCUUAUAUAUUAUAUGGUGAAUCAGUUGCAGCUAGAGCACUUGUGAUUCAACAUAUUAAAAAAUUAUUACAAGCAUUGUGCUACAAUGUUAAAAGGUUUUUUAGUAAUGUCUAUUCCAAAUUUAUACUGUAAUUAUAUUAAACAUAGAUUGCUGGUAUCUUUGAAAAACUAAAUAAAAACAAAGUGUCAUCAUUGCUUGAAUAGACCAAAAUAUAUAUUCUGAAUAAUAACUCUCUUGCUAUAAUACACAAUUUUAGCCUCUUGUGUUGCUGUGUCGGGUUUCAUUUAGAUUUUUAAUCUUGGUUGCUAUUUAUUGUACAGAGAUUUUAUAAAAUGUAAUCUGAAAAUGGAGGGGGUUUAUAAUUGCUUUUUGUUUAAUAAAAUGGUCAAACAUUUGCACAAUGUCUAAUUUAAUAGUUUGCUUAGCUGUGAUUAAACACUUAGUUUUGUACAAAUGUAUGCAUUGUUUCAAAUAUACCUCUGUAGAAAAUAAAUUAUUGCUUUCAAGAUGUG
This is a messenger RNA of Danio rerio (zebrafish), 1395 nucleotides long. It is a transcript of the gene prr15la, whose product is annotated as proline rich 15 like a. Gene Ontology annotation, cellular component: nucleus. NCBI's taxonomy places the organism in Eukaryota, Metazoa, Chordata, Actinopteri, Cypriniformes, Danionidae. The record is from RefSeq and is marked validated. Gene Ontology annotation, biological process: positive regulation of neuron differentiation; regulation of gene expression; negative regulation of Notch signaling pathway. Gene Ontology annotation, molecular function: DNA binding; transcription corepressor activity.